This is a messenger RNA of Aplysia californica (California sea hare), 1141 nucleotides long. RefSeq names its product cytoplasmic phosphatidylinositol transfer protein 1. Gene Ontology annotation, cellular component: cytoplasm. Lineage: Eukaryota; Metazoa; Mollusca; Gastropoda; Aplysiida; Aplysiidae. Gene Ontology annotation, molecular function: phosphatidylinositol binding; phosphatidylinositol transfer activity. The record is from RefSeq and is a predicted model, not a curated record. Gene Ontology annotation, biological process: phospholipid transport.
GCUUUUGGAGUCCAUCAACUCUCUUUGGUGACCUAUUGCCAUUGCACAUAUCAAGUUUGGCCUGCUUCUGUGACAUAAUUGGUUGCAAUUUUCUCAUCAAGCUGAGGUGUAUUUGAAGCAAAGAGUUUCUCAAGAUGUUGCUGAGGGAGUACAGAAUUUGCAUGCCCAUUUCGGUGGAAGAGUAUCGCAUCGGCCAGUUGUAUAUGAUUGCCAAGCACAGUCAUGAACAGUCUGAACAUGGAGAAGGAGUGGAAAUUGUAAAGAAUGAAGACUGCUCUGACCCAGUGCAUGGUGAAGGUCGAUACACAGAAAAGAGAGUUCAUUUGUCCAGCCGCCUUCCAUCAUGGAUUCGUUCUAUGAUUCCAAAAGUUUUCUACAUCACAGAGAAAGCCUGGAAUUAUUAUCCCUUCACAAUCACAGAAUAUACGUGUUCAUUUUUGCCAAGAUUCAGCAUCUAUAUUGAAACCAAGUAUGAAAAUAAUGCAGGCACAACAGAAAAUAUAUGCAGUUUGCCUCCUGAAGAACUUGAAAAAAGAGAAGUUGACUUUGUCGAUAUUGCAUAUGACCCACUGCCUCCAAAACAUUACAAGGAAGAUGAGGAUCCUGCAAAGUUUAAAUCAAAGAAAACAGAUAGAGGCCCCCUUGAAAGUGAUUGGAAGGAAUCCUCAACACCUCUGAUGUGUUCUUACAAGGUUGUCAAAGUGAAAUUUGAAGUUUUUGGUUUGCAAGGAAAGGUGGAGUCAUUCACGCAUAGGACUGUGAGGGACAUAUUGCUUCUCGGCCAUAGGCAGGCUUUCGCAUGGAUUGAUGAAUGGAUUGACAUGACACUGGAAGACCUACGUGAGUAUGAGUCGUCGACAAACGAAGCCACCAACAAGAAGGUCUUGGAGUCCUAGGGGGCGUAGAUGUCCAUUGUGUCUCCUACCGGGAGAGUCCCACUGUUUUGUGAUUCCGUUGGAGCAACCAUGGUGUCACCAGUCUGCCAAAAUGUGCCAUUGAGUAAGAUCUGUCAAGGACAAAGGGAGGUCAUCUGGCAUUCUUCUUGUUGCGAACACAUUAAGUAAAUUGUCGCUGUUAUUGUUAUUUACUAUUUUUAUAAUUGUUACUGAUUAUUAUUUUUAUUUUUUUAUUAUCAUUAUUG